This is a messenger RNA of Saccostrea echinata, 728 nucleotides long. RefSeq lists its product as uncharacterized. NCBI's taxonomy places the organism in Eukaryota, Metazoa, Mollusca, Bivalvia, Ostreida, Ostreidae. The transcript is spliced from 4 exons. The record is from RefSeq and is a predicted model, not a curated record. The coding region runs from base 58 to 438 and encodes 126 amino acids.
UCCGAAUAACUCAUUCUGUUGUAUAAGGAGGCCCCGACCAGUUGCAAAGAAAAAACGAUGGCGAUUUUAGGUAGAUUCUAUGUUGAUGCAUUAUUCUUUAUGGCCAUUCUGAUCAGCAGCUUCAAAGGUACUCUGACUCAAGAUAGCCCAUGUGUUUCUUCCAAGAACUGUGGCUCUUCUCCCUCGAAUGGUGGUUUGGUAAAUGGAAUAUCUGAUGAAAUCAAAAAACUCAAUCCCUUCAGUAACUCUGAGUGCAGAAAUCUGCUUUCGGAGCUGUUUUGUAGAACUAACGCAUACAAUGAUUGCAAAGAAGACGGCCAAAGUGUACUGGACGAUAUCAAGAAAAGAAUGAUGGAUCGUGGAUGUUCUGGAGCGGGCCUUCCGGUGUUCAGCGUCUUGUGUCUUCUUGCAGCUGCGCUCUUCCACACGAUUAUGUAAAUAAGUUUUUUCCUGUUCAAUUUUCAUUGUUAUUUUUGCAGUCUAACUAUGAUUUAAUAUUUUGUAUUUUUUUGUUUUACAUUUCAUGCAUGUGUUUUUGUAUUCUUUAUUGUUAAAAGUUGUGUUUGUGUAAAGAAGUUUAUAUUUAUACAUUUAUACAGACAAAUGAGAUGUUACAUAUUUAUUGUGAUUUCCUGCUAUCUUUAUGUUUAUUGUGAAUAUUCUAGGCACUGUUAAUUAAGUUUGGUUUUUCCUUUUCUUUUUUCAAUAAAACACCGAAGAGAAAAGAA